Dufourea novaeangliae is the source of this 1182-nucleotide messenger RNA. RefSeq names its product inositol 2-dehydrogenase-like. The record is from RefSeq and is a predicted model, not a curated record. Gene Ontology annotation, cellular component: cytoplasm. Gene Ontology annotation, molecular function: nucleotide binding; oxidoreductase activity. NCBI's taxonomy places the organism in Eukaryota, Metazoa, Arthropoda, Insecta, Hymenoptera, Halictidae. Gene Ontology annotation, biological process: NADPH regeneration. The coding region runs from base 1 to 1182 and encodes 393 amino acids. The transcript has 4 exons.
AUGGCGACACUGAAAUUCAAAGAUGCCUCCUCGCCGUACAAGCAACCGUUACCCUCACCACCACCCGAGGAUUAUAUCUUCCAAAAGUAUUUAGAGGAUCUAGCACCGAAGAAAGAAUUACAUCACCCAAAAAUAAAACUGGCGUUGUUCGGCGUCGGUCGUGCUGGGACUAUCCACUUGUCCAACAUCAUUGCCAGUCCUCGAGUUAAGCUUCUCUACAUUGUUGAUGAUCUGGAGUCCAACUGGGAGAGCAUCAAGGAACACUGGCACUUGGAGGAUGUCAUGUUUCUGACCAGCGAAGAGUCGAGCAGAGUGUACAGGGACCUCAAUGUCGAUGCAGUUAUAGUAGCAUCCCCCACGUACACACACGAGGCAAUAGUGACCAGGUCUCUGGAGGCCAAGAAAGCAGUCUUCUGUGAGAAACCUGUGGCGCAGGAUCGCCUGAACACUGUCAGAUGCUAUGAAACAGCCAGAAAAGUCGGCAAACCACUGUUCUGUGCCUUCAACAGGCGAUUCGACCCAUGCUAUUCCACGGUCAGGCAGAGGGUCAGAAAAGGGGAGGUGGGUCACGUUCAUGUGAUCAAAACUGUCGCCAGAGACUCCCCUCUUCCUGGAAUAGAGUACUUGAAGACCUCCGGUGGUAUUUUCCAUGACUGCAUGGUCCACGACUUUGACUUAAUCACUUGGAUCCUUGGCGAAUAUCCCAACAAGGUAGCCGUGCGGGCUCACGCGCACAUCCCAGAAAUCAAGGCACUAGGGGACUACGACACGGUGGUAGCGACCCUCCACUUCCCCUCGGGUACUUUAGGAGUAAUCGACAUCUCCAGGAACAGCCCUGUCGGUUAUGAUCAGCGUCUUGAGGUCUUCGGUCCCAAAGGACUAAUUACUGCAGACAACGAACGACCUUUGCACAGUGUGACCAUGCAACGUGGCCUCCAAGGGGCAACUCAGGCCCCCAUAUGGUACUCGUUCGCCAGCAGAUUCAUGAAUGGUUACCGAAGGGAGCUGGACCAUUUUAUCAACGUGGUUCUUGGCAAGUCCGAGCUCUCGGUGACGUCUGAAGAGACACUAGCGGUCUGCAAGAUAGCCUGUGCCUGCGAGGAGUCCGCCAAGACCGGAAAAAUGGUGGAAAUAAACUGGCCGGCCAACGAGAUCCCGAGGAACACAGAAAAUUUGAUCUAG